AGUCUAAGGUGAGAGCUGGAUUCUAAAAAUUUACUUAUAGUAUAGAUCGCAUGAUAUCUAGAAAACAAUGGGAAAGUAAGGUAUAAGACUCUUAUCGCUUUUCAAGAGAUUGAUUAUCCAUGGACGUCAAGGAAGAGAAACCGAUGGAGAAGACGAUCCCUGUGUUCACCGUGCUGAAAAAGGGAGCGAUUCUCAUGGUCCUCUUCGUGACCAACAGUCGCAGCGAGGAAGAACAGAUUCUGCAGGUGGGUCGACAUCCAUGCUGCGACAUUCCGCUGACGCACCGUAGUAUUAGCAGUUACCACAUGCAGAUCCGAUCUCUUCCCUCUGAUCAGAAACUAUUCGUCACCGAUCUAUCCUCUCGGCAUGGGACAUGGGUUAGGGAUCAUAAAGUUGAGCCAGAUGCGUGUGUUGAGGUGAAGGAAGGUGAUGUCAUUAGAAUCGGUUGUUCAACAAGGCAAUAUAGACUGAACUGGAUUCCCGUUAGCCUUGCAUACGCCAAGGACAAUCUACUUUUGGAUAGAAUGAUUGAAGCACACAAUCAAAAGUCACAAACGGAUACUGCCGAUGGACAUCUGGAUGUGACUUAUGGAUCAUCAGUCUCUAGUGAUGAUGAGGAUACAAGGGACCUUUCAUUGCCGGAUGAAGAUUUUCACACUUUAUCAAAGGUGAAGAAUGAGCCGCUGACACCAAAGAAGAAAUCCCCUGCUUCAGCAAGAAACACCAUAUCUAAUUUGAUUUUCCUUGAUCUUUGUGUACAUCUUAUAAUAACCAUAAGUGUCACUGUGUUUUACAAGAUUAAAUGGACCAUUGUGUUGGACACUUCUUCCCUCCUCGACAAGGAGUCUAGGCAGCCACUGCACUUGCUGCAAGGUCUUAAAGGGACACAUCUGGUCGUACCUCGAACAGUGUUAAGGGAAUUAAAUGACACUAAGAGCACUUGGAGUCUUCUCUUUAGACGAAGAGCAGAGAUUGCUUCCUCAGCUCUGGACUGGAUCCAAGAGUGUAUAGUUGAUACCAAAUGGUGGAUUCAGCUCCAAAGCCUUUCAGAGGAAACCAAAGCCACUCCUCAGUCUAAUGGAUCUACAUCAGAAGAUCAAGUUCUCGAAUGUGCACUUCUUUAUCGAAACCGUAACAUCUCUGAAAAACUCGUUCUUCUUAGCAACGAUGUAACUCUCAAGAUCAAAGCUAUGGCAGAGGUAAAAUCUAUGAACAAGAUUCGGUGUUUAAUUGUGGAAUUGCAUUUGUCUUCCAAUUAAUUAUGAUAACACUUUGUGAAAUGUUGACAUGCAUGGAAACUACGGCUUGUGUAGUCCUUGAUUUGUGUUCUAUAUCUUUCGUUUAACAAAGUUAAUUGAGCUUUGAGUGUGGAGCUAAUAUCAUCAACAAAUUGACCUUCU
Brassica oleracea var. oleracea is the source of this 1400-nucleotide messenger RNA. RefSeq names its product FHA domain-containing protein PS1-like. Gene Ontology annotation, cellular component: nuclear membrane. The record is from RefSeq and is a predicted model, not a curated record. NCBI's taxonomy places the organism in Eukaryota, Viridiplantae, Streptophyta, Magnoliopsida, Brassicales, Brassicaceae. The transcript is spliced from 4 exons. Bases 120 to 1259 code for a protein of 379 amino acids. Gene Ontology annotation, molecular function: protein binding.